Macrosiphum euphorbiae (potato aphid) is the source of this 411-nucleotide messenger RNA. NCBI's taxonomy places the organism in Eukaryota, Metazoa, Arthropoda, Insecta, Hemiptera, Aphididae. The record is from the annotation of a GenBank genome assembly.
AUGUUAUCCGUUUACAGUGUAUUUAAACCUCCCAAAUCAGGAAACUGCACCAUAGAAAAUAAUAAACCUUCUCAAAAUUUAAUCUCUCUUGAUAGUAUCAAAACAAUUUAUUAUAAUCCGGAAAAAAACAAACCAUUAUUACAUUCGAUCCGUGAAAAAUUGGACUUUGCAAUUCAACAUGAUUUGUUUUCCAAGUAUUGUGAAAUGGCAGACGUUUUAGAGCUAAUACUCACCGAACUGUUAGAAGACACUCUUUAUUUUCCUUGUUUUCAACACAGUGAAGAAAUAAUAGCUUUUACUAUCAAAUAUUAUAUAAAUAUGAGAAUGCGACAGUUUUCGCAAAGCUAUUAUUCCGAAGCACAAAAAGAAAAUAUGAACAAAAAGAAGAUAGCAAAAUUCACGUUAACAUAA